Morus notabilis is the source of this 997-nucleotide messenger RNA. RefSeq lists its product as uncharacterized. Lineage: Eukaryota; Viridiplantae; Streptophyta; Magnoliopsida; Rosales; Moraceae. The coding region runs from base 84 to 809 and encodes 241 amino acids. The transcript has 3 exons. The record is from RefSeq and is a predicted model, not a curated record.
UCAUACCGUUGUUGUUGCUGCAAAGCCUGGUGAUAAUGGAAACAAUAGAGCUUUAAUAUCAGUGUCUAUCAAAUUCAAAGUGGAUGUGGUCCUCUCCUCCUGAAAAGACAUGGUUGGAGGAUAUGCUGGGUGUAAAGAACCUCCGGGGAUUAAAGGGAAAUAGGAAAAGAAGUCGCGACAAGAAAGUUGCGGAUGCUUCGGAGUUAUUGGCCAAAGCUACCAAGGACUGCAAUAAGGUAAUGGAGACGGCAGAGAGUACACCAUCAGCCCCCAAACAAUCGCAGCAGAACCUCACAGAAGCUUUAGUUGGUGUUGCUACCAGGUUCAGCGCACCUCAAGACCAAACGCAUGAAAAUUCUGUCCAAGUGCAAUGCACAAAGUCUGCCCCACAAAAGGAUCUUUCUUCAACUCAGCCGCAUGUCCAAGUCAAAUCCGAAACAUCAAAUGAUGACUUGGUGGACUUCCGGGGCUUGGCAAUGCUUCCAAGGUGCCAUGCCGCAUUGCUUGAGGAGGCCUGUCUUGAUCAUCCAGAUUUGGCCAUUUGCUCGGGCAGCAGGACCUCCAGAUGGCGCCAUUUUGCUUAUGAAACGUUGGGGGAGCUGCUGUUUUUCCUGCAUUCAACGAGAAGGAGAGAAAUGACUGAGGAGAUGUGCAAGCGUCUCAAAGGGCUGUGGAAGGAGGCUCAACUUUUGGGGUUUGAUUUAUCUUGGUUGUCUACUACUGUGACGUUUGGACUUAGCGCAAGUUCCCAUUUGGAGUGGCAGGGAGGGUGUUCUUACGCUGGCAAAUCAAAAGAGGCAUUUGAAUGAGGAGAGGGAUAGUCUGCGGUGCCAAUUGUCGACACUAACGAUGCUGUUGUGCCAGAAUGAGCGGGACAGUGCUGCCUUGGAGAAGCAGUUUUUGCAGGCCAAGGCUAACCUCAAGCUCACUGAGGAGGCUUUUCUUUGUGUGCUCUUUUGACUAAGGAUACAAGAUGGGAAUAUACUUAACUAAGUUG